UGCGGCUGCCCCUCUGUGCCAUCCUCCACAUGUAACUCCUCUCUCUGCUCUCCCUUCCAGCAGCGAUGCCGUCACCUGGGCAGACCCCGAGCGCCGGCAGCCCGAGGACGUCGUAGCGCUGCGGACCCCGGGCAGGAGGCAGGGAAGAGCCUUGAACCGUGAGGGGCCGUUAACUCUAAGAUGUCCUUGAGCAGCGGAGCUUCCGGAGGGAAAGGAAUCGAUGCGAACCCGGUAGAGACGUACGACAGCGGGGAUGAAUGGGACAUUGGCGUAGGGAAUCUAAUCAUUGAUCUGGACGCUGAUUUGGAGAAGGAUCAGCAGAAGUUGGAAAUGUCAGGCUCCAAGGAGGUGGGGCUCCCGGCGCCCAACGCGGUGGCGACCCUACCUGACAACAUCAAGUUUGUGAGCCCGGUGCCAGGCCCGCAAGGCAAGGAGGGCAAAUCCAAGUCGAAAAGGAGCAAGAGCGGCAAGGACAGUGGCAAACCGGCCCCGGGCAGCUCCUUGUUCACGGCCGGUGAGGGAGCUGGGGGCAAGAAGGAGGCUCAAGGACGCUCUGGGGAUGGCGCGAACUCGGGGGGUUUGGGGCCUGCUGUCACCCCCAAGGGCUCAGAGAAGUCGGCCAAGGCGUCUCGCAGCGUGGCCGGCUCCAAGAAGGACAAGGAGGGCAGUUCGUCCAAAAGCAAGAAGGAAAGGAGUGAGGGUGCGGGGGCUCCGACGGAGAAGGAGCCUGGUGUGCUGCAGCCCCUGGCCCUGGCUGUGAGGGUGGGACAGUACGAUGGUGGCCAGGGGACGGAGCCUGCUGCUGCCACCGAGCAGCUUGGGAGUAUAGCUAUUGACACAGGAGCUGCGCUCAACCCCUUGGGAGUUAAGUCAGAGCUGGAGGAUGGGGAAGGAGAGUGCCGGCAGCUGAAAAAGGUCAAAUCGGAGAAGAUGGAAUCUCCGGUCUCCACGCCCGCCGUGCUGCCUUUGCACCUCCUUGUCCCCGUGGUCAACAACGACAUCUCGUCGCCGUGUGAGCAGAUCAUGGUGCGCACCCGCUCCGUCGGUGUCAACACCUGUGACGUGGCGCUGGCCACCGAGCCCGAGUGCCUGGGGCCCUGCGAGCCCGGCACCAGCGUCAACCUGGAGGGCAUCGUCUGGCAGGAGACGGAGGACGGUAUGCUGGUGGUCAACGUGACCUGGAGGAACAAGACGUACGUGGGGACGCUGCUGGACUGCACGCAACACGACUGGGCACCUCCCCGGUUCUGUGACUCUCCCACCAGCGACCUGGAGAUGCGCAACGGCCGGGGCCGAGGCAAGCGCAUGCGUCCCAACAGCAACACACCUGUGAAUGAGACGGCCGCCGCCUCGGACAGCAAAGGGACCAGCAACAGCAGCAAGACCCGGGCAGGAGCGAACAGCAAAGGGCGCCGUGGGAGCCAGAACUCCUCGGACCACCGCACGCCGCCCAGCGGCUCGGCGGAAGACGUGAAGGCCAGCCCCUCGUCCGUCACCAAGCGGAAGAGCAAACCCCUCUCCGACAUGGAGCUCAACUCCAGCUCGGAGGACUCCAAGGGCAGCAAACGCAUCCGCACGAACUCGAUGGGCUCGGCAGCUGUGCCCCCCACCACGGUCAAGGUGGAGCCAGCUGUCCUCGACCGCAACUGCCCCUCUCCCAUCCUCAUCGACUGUCCCCACCCCAACUGCAACAAGAAGUACAAGCACAUCAAUGGACUGAAGUAUCACCAGGCCCACGCGCACACGGACGAUGACAGCAAGCUGGAGGCCGACGUGGACAGCGAGUACGGCGAGGAGCCCUCCCUGCACGCCGACGUUGGGAGCUGCAACGGUGCCUCUGUGUCACAGAAGGGCUCGCUUUCGCCUGCGCGCUCCGCCACCCCCAAGGUCCGCUUGAUGGAGCCCCACAGUCCCUCCCCAUCCAGCAAGUUCAGCGCCAAGGUCCCCAGCAAGAAGAAGCUGGCAGGGGAAGGAGACACUGACCCCGGUGCCCUGUCUAAUGACGGCUCCGAGGAUGGUCCCUCGGUGGCCGAUGAGACGAGCAACGACGGCUUCGACACGCUGGAGAAGAGGUGCGUGGAUAAAGACAAGUCCAAGAAGGCAUCUGGUGCUAAGCAGGAGAAGAUGCCUUCCAAAAGCUUGAAGUCUGCCAGACCCAUUGCCCCUGCCAUUCCCCCGCAGCCUAUUUACACCUUCCAGACGGCCACCCUCACCGCAGCCAGCCCCGGGUCCUCCACGGGCCUCACCACCACGGUGGUUCAGACCAUGCCGAGCAGCCCCCAGCUCAAACCCAUCCAGCCUAAACCUACGGUGAUGGGAGAGCCCUUCGCGGUCAACCCUGCACUCACCCCUUCCAAGGAGAAGAAAAAGAAAGACAAGAAGAAGAAGGAGCCCAAGGAGGUAGAAAACCCUCUGACUCCUGGCAAGGUGUGUAGGGCAGAGGAAGGGAAGAGCCCGUUCCGGGGGGAAACGAGCGACCUCGGGACAAAAAGUGAGGGACUGCUGAACGGCUCCUCCGACCCCCACCAGAGUCGGCUUGCUAGCAUCAAGGCUGAGGCGGAUAAAAUCUACAGCUUCACUGACAAUGCCCCAAGCCCCUCCAUCGGUGGUGCCAGCAGGCUGGAGAACGCCAACCCUGCCCAGCCCAUGACCCCACUGCACGUUGUCACCCAGAAUGGGGCGGAAGCGAGCUCAGUAAAAACCAACAGCCCUGCCUACUCGGACAUCUCUGAUGCCGGGGAAGACGGCGAGGGCAAGAUGGAGAGUGUGAAGGCAAAGGAUCCAGAGCAGCUUGUCAAGGAUGGAGCCAAAAAAGCUCUUUUCCCCCCACAACCUCAGAGCAAAGAGUCUCCCUAUUACCAAGGCUUCGAAACCUACUAUUCCCCUGGCUACCCUCAGGCAAGCCCGGGGCCCUUGAACCCCAGCAGCCAGGCUGUGGCCGAGACACAAGCCUUGAAGCUGAAGAAGGACGAGGAGCAGGAGAGCCCAGAGGUGAAGGUGAAGAGCGAGGGCGUUGAAGAGAAGAAGGCAGAGCUGGGCAGCUCCAGCCAGCAGCCCUCUGUCAUCCAGCAGCGUCCCAACAUGUACAUGCAGUCCCUCUACUACAACCAGUACGCCUACGUGCCGCCCUAUGGCUACAACGAGCAGGGCUACCACGCUCACCUGCUGAGCACCAACCCUGCCUACCGGCAGCAGUAUGAAGAGCAGCAGAAGCAGAGGCAGAGCCUGGAGCAGCAGCAGCAGAGAGGACUGGAGAAGAAGGCAGAGCUCGGCAUGAAGGAGCGGGAGGCAGCUCUCAAGGAGGAGUGGAAGCAAAAGCCGCCCAUGCCCCCGACGCUCACCAAGGCCCCCAGCCUCACCGACCUUGUCAAGUCAGGGCUGAGCAAGACCAAGGAGCAGGGAGGUGCUGACAUGGCCAAAUCUGUCAUCAUCCCCAAGCUGGAGGACUCGUCCAAGCUGUCAGGCAGCCAGGUGGCCGAGGGGCUGAAGGUGAAGCUGAGCGAGGCCGGCCACCUUGGCAAGGAGACCGCAGAGACAAAGGGAGGCUCGGAGUGCGGUCGGCAGGCAGAGGUGGACCCUGUGCUCUGGUACAGACAGGAAGCAGAGCCCCGGAUGUGGACCUACGUUUACCCAGCAAAGUACUCGGACAUCAAGACGGAGGAUGAGCGAUGGAAGGAGGAGCGGGACAGAAAGUUGAAGGAGGAAAGAAAUCGAAGCAAAGAAGUGGUGUCCAAGGAGGAUGGGAAGGAGAGCACGAGCUCCGAGUGCAAACUGACCCCCACUGAGGAAGCUCGCAUGGUGGGGAAGGACCCCAGGCCCAGUGUCCACGUCCCUGUGUCCUCCCCCCUCACGCAGCACCAGUCCUACAUCCCCUACAUGCACGGCUACUCCUACAGCCAGUCGUACGACCCCAACCACCCCAGCUACCGGGCCAUGCCCACCGUCAUGAUGCAGAACUACCCAGGCUCGUACCUUCCCUCCAGCUAUUCCUUCUCGCCCUACGGGAGCAAGGCAUCUGGGAGUGAUGACAGCGACAAGUCUCGCGCCAGCCCCAGUGUCAGCUGUAAGUCCAGCUCCGAGUCCAAGGCCCUGGACAUCCUGCAGCAGCACGCCAGCCACUACAAGAGCAAAUCACCCACGAUAAGCGAGAAGACAGCUCAGGAGAGGGACCGCAGCGGCUGCGGGGUGGUAGGGGGCAGCGGGAGCUGCAGCAGCAUUGGAGGAGCCGGCGGUGGGGAGAGGAGCGCAGAGCGGCCCCGGACCUCACCAUCUCAGCGCCUGCUCUCCACGCACCACCACCACCACCAUCUCGGGUACUCGCUGCUGCCGGCGCAGUACAACCUGCCCUAUGCAACAGGUCUGUCCUCCACGGCCAUCGUGGCCAGCCAGCAGGGCUCCGCGCCCUCCCUCUACCCGCCGCCCCGCAGGACGUGACGCCGGGACCGGGCUGUGCAGCAGGCAUGUGACAGGCUCACAUGGGGACGCGCCGGAGACUCCUGUAGACAUCAGUUGAAUGGUGUUGAUUGUUCUGCUGGACGUUCUGCCGUCGUCUGAGGCAGACUGUCCUCUCCCCCGUCGGACACACACUGAGCCCCACAGCCCUUUGGUGAGCGGCAAGCCGGCACCUGCGGAAGUAUUUAUUUUCCUGGGCUCCGGCGCUCGGGAUGGGAACAGAUCGCCCACCUGGUGCAUAUGAAGAGGAAACGGAAGCACUGAGGUCUCUGGAUGAAUUUGCGGCCUCGCCGUGGGGCUGAGCAGCGUGGGGCAUGAGGCGGUGGGGCUGGGACGCUGCCUCCCGCCUCCGCGGGGCCACGGCCGGGCCGAGCCCUGCGCUACAGCAGUCUCAGGGAGCUGUGGGAGGUGAGCAGCGGGGCGGCCGCAGCUGUAGCCAUGGGGUCAGGCAGCCUCGGUGCCCCCGCAGCUGCCCCGUACGCCUCUCACAGCCCCUCGCCCCGGGCUGGGCAGCGGGACCCCCACCACCUGCCCUGCUGCCGGGGUCUCUCCCCAGUGCCUUGCGUGGCCCGGCCCCACGGCUUCCCCCUGGGCUCCGAGCUGUGCCCCCCGGGGUGCCGCUCCCCUUGCACCCUCCCCUCUCCCAUCGGCUUCCCCGGGCUGCGGGCAGAGCUCAGCGAGGAACAAGCACACUUAGGCUCUGCCCAGAGGCACGAGGUCGCUGCCGCCACUCCCUGCACCCGAGGACAGGGGCUUUCUGGUCCUCUGCCCGCCCGCCGCCCCCCGGCCAGCGCUACCUCGGCCCCACCGUCUCCCCCCGGGCCGGGGCCGCAGUGCCAUCUCCGCUGUGCGUGCGCGAGGCACCCCGGCCCCAGAGCCGCUGUACCGGGAUGCUCUGUACAUACUGUAAAAAGCAAUUGUUUGAAAGCUGUUGUUUUUGGGUUUUGUUUUCUUCCCGUCCCCCCGCUCUCCCACCUUUCCCAGCCCGAGGGAUGCCCGGCAGCACGGCGCUCCCCGAUGCCUCCCAGGUUGGCUCGUCGCUCUUCCAGCGGUUGCCCCAGAGGCAGCGGGGCCGGGGUGCUGCAGGAUCACCCCAGGGCCAGGGCCACCCCGGUAGGGCCAGCGACCGCAGGCGGAGCAGAGCGGGGCUGAGCCGUUGGUGUUGAUAGCUCUCGUUUCCAUUGGAGUUGCUGUGUUGGGUUUCAUUUCAGUCUUCCUGAUUCUGCCCUUCUGUAAAGUGUACAUUAUUACCAAGUUCCUUGUUUUUUAUAUAUAUAUAUAUAUAAAUAUAUAUAUAUACAAACUGUACUCUUCUUGCCUUUGUACAUUUGGGCAAGGAGAGAGAAUAAAUCUUUUUAAGA
Messenger RNA from Centrocercus urophasianus (Greater sage-grouse), 5813 nucleotides. It is a transcript of the gene ZNF609, whose product is annotated as zinc finger protein 609. Gene Ontology annotation, cellular component: nucleus. The transcript has 9 exons. NCBI's taxonomy places the organism in Eukaryota, Metazoa, Chordata, Aves, Galliformes, Phasianidae. The coding region runs from base 181 to 4434 and encodes 1417 amino acids. The record is from RefSeq and is a predicted model, not a curated record. Gene Ontology annotation, biological process: regulation of transcription by RNA polymerase II.